UUUCUCUAAGGACUAUCGAACUAAUCUGUGUGGAAUUCACACCUAAAACCAAUAACCAAUACUUGCCUGGCAAUACUGCUGUUUCUCCUUUAAAGAAUUUUUGGCCAAACAGCUGUUUGGGGUGGAGUUACUGCAACAGAGCCUUUCAGUUUCGUUUCCUAGAUUCCUCUCUGCUCUUAGAAGAAAGGAUAUCCAGUAAAAUAAAAGGAAAAAUGACAGGAGAGAACAGGUUCUGCAAAAAUUGUAAACGAGAUGUGUCUGCUGCCAAUUUCUCCCUCCAUGAGGCCCACUGCAUGCGGUUUCUUACCCUCUGUCCAGAAUGUGAUGAACCAGUUGCUCAAAAGGAUAUGAAAGACCAUCAGACAGAAGCACACAAACAGAUCAGAUGCAGACUUUGUCAACAAAGUAUGCAGCAAUACCAGCUGGAGCAUCAUGAGAACAAGGAGUGCCAAAAACGAGCCAUGAAAUGCACCAUCUGUGACCUUGAAAUGCCCUUCAACAAGCUACAGGAACACCUGGACACCUGUGCCAGCCGAACAGAGAGGUGUCAGGAGUGUAACAAAUACAUCAUGUAUAAGGACCAGCACAAACACAAGGAGAUCUGUCCAAACAGUGGUCUGUCCUACCAUAAGGAUGUGGACUUUCAAACCAGUGAAGCAUCCACUAAUGCAACAGUUAUUCGCCCCAUUGGUACUGGUGGCAAUCUUUGUCAGAAGUGCAGUAAGUUAUUCCCAGAUGACCAGUACUCCCAGCAUCUGAAUAAAUGCAAUGCAGCCCAUAAGCUGACAAAAGUUCUUGCUGGCCAGUCAGCUUCAAGCCUCAUCGGUGCUCCACCACAGUCUUCUUCCUCCCUGGCUCCCUCUUCCUCCUCUGAAAAUGCAAUGGCAUGGAAAGAUGUCCGUCCCAAAGGGAAAGAAAGGGAGCAGCCAGUGACCUCCAAACCUUUAAAGAACAAAAAGAUUGGCUUUCUGUCUCCCACAAGAGGCGGAUGUUCCACAUCACCUCAAGCUCUUAAAGACACUCAGGCUUUUGACAUGCUGGUGACCUGUGACCAUUGCGACAUUCUACUGCCACUUCCAACCCUUCGGAAACAUGAGAUCAAAUGUCUGCAUUGGACAACUUUGCAAAAUGCUAGGAUGAAACAAAAAUCAAGCCAUGGGGAAAAAGGAGACUCUUUCUACAGCAUUCGUGAUUAAAUCUGGAAAACAGGGGCACGUCUUCAGAUUGAAUCUUCAGCUCAGCUUUAGCAAAAGGCCAUGUGGAAAUAUGAUAGCUUUAUCGGCAAAUAAAAGUGCAGACUUGCUACUCUGGAUUAAGAACAAA
Messenger RNA from Pseudopipra pipra, 1323 nucleotides. It is a transcript of the gene XAF1, whose product is annotated as XIAP associated factor 1. The record is from RefSeq and is a predicted model, not a curated record. Gene Ontology annotation, biological process: apoptotic process. NCBI's taxonomy places the organism in Eukaryota, Metazoa, Chordata, Aves, Passeriformes, Pipridae. Gene Ontology annotation, cellular component: mitochondrion. The transcript has 8 exons. Bases 213 to 1196 code for a protein of 327 amino acids.